Messenger RNA from Lachancea mirantina, 1137 nucleotides. The record is from the annotation of a GenBank genome assembly. Lineage: Eukaryota; Fungi; Ascomycota; Saccharomycetes; Saccharomycetales; Saccharomycetaceae.
AUGAAUUCGACAAAUACGUCAGCCACACUUGAUGCUUCAAAAUGCCACUUUGUCGAACCCGUCAAACGGAUUUUUGAUUCCGAAGGCGUUCAAGAAUUUCAGCAUUCCGCUGCGAUGCAGCGUUUACAACAAUACUUGGCCAAAUACGUGAGGCUUGUGAAUGGAGUUGAUAUACCCGAUGGGUCUAACAAUGGUGUGGUCAACAGAUUCGUGGAAAUUCUUCUCAAUUUGAGCAUUAAAAUAGACGAAGUGCCUCCUUUACCGGGUCCGAGAAGAUACGGGAAUAUGGCCUGCAGGGACUGGCAUGAUAAAGUACGAGAUUCAUUGGACGGAAUGUUGCUACAGUUCGUUGGCCAAGAAUUCGAAUCGUGUGUCGUGGAGCUUAGGUACUACGUGUUGAAUUCUCUCGGUUCCCAAGAGCGACUUGACUACGGUACUGGCCACGAACUGUCAUUUCUGGCCGCUGUGGCAGCCAUUGACAUGUUGGGCAUCUGGGGGCAACAUUUUAGUGGCCAAGACGUUCUCUUUAUUUUCAAUGCGUAUUACGUUCUCAUUCGAAAGCUUAUCGCGACCUACACGCUCGAACCGGCCGGCUCGCAUGGCGUAUGGGGUUUAGAUGACCAUUUCCAUUUCAUUUACAUUCUAGGAAGUUCUCAGUGGGCCAACAACAAGAGAGCUCCCAUGAUGCCACAAGAUGUGACAGAUAAAUCUAUUGUUGAAGAGUAUGCUUCUGUGAAUUUUUACUGCCAGGCUGUUAACUUUGUCUACACGGUCAAAUCAGGCCCCUUUGCGGAGCAUUCUCCGAUGCUCUACGAUAUUUCAAAGACAGUUUCUUCGUGGUCCAAGGCGUUGAAGGGUCUCCAAAAAAUGUACUCUGUCGAAGUAUUGAAGAAGUUCCCUGUUGUGCAGCAUUUCUGGUUCGGGGAUGGGUUUUUUCCCUGGGUAAGUGCAUCUGAUGGUUCAAGACUCGCAGUUUUCGAACCCCCACCGGAAACCGGAGGCGUUGCAGCUCGAAGAACCUUUAAUUCGAACGGAUCCUUGAGCACUGUUUACUCACAUGCAAUGGCACCACCAGUAUCUCGAAACGUAAGUCGCUUUAUCGCUCCUGAUAGGUUCAGGCGACCUCAAUCUCAUUGA